AUGCGUGUACAUGUUUUCGGAAAUUCACCAUCUCCUGCAGUUGCGACAUACGGUAUUCGUCAAGCUGUGUGUGAUCAUAACUCGGACAUUGAUUGUGAUGAUGUGUGUGACUACGUCAAGAAAAGUUUUUAUGUUGACGACGGGCUGGUUUCAAAGGCGCAUGAAAAUGAAUUGAUAAGUUUAAUCAAACGGACACAGGCAAGAUUACAAGAUGGAGGUGUCAUUCGACUCCAUAAGAUAGUGUCGAACAGUACAGCUGUUUUAAGCAGUUUUCCACCAAGUGACUUAGCAAAGAACAUUACUGAAAUUGACUUUAGUUCGGAAACACCAUGUAUACAAAAAAGUUUAGGUCUGAGCUGGAAUGUAGUGAAAGAUGUAUUCUCAUUUCAGGUGUCUACAGAUAAGAAACCGUACACCAAAAGAGGUCUGCUGUCUACUAUAAAUGGAUUGUUCGAUCCCCUUGGUUAUGUGGCACCAGUUAUAUUAGGCGGUCGUCUUAUAAUGAGAAAGGCCAUCCAAGACAAUAAUCUGGGCUGGGAUGAUCCAUUGCCGGAAAACUUAGAGAGAAUGGACAGACUGGCAAAAAUCUCUUAUGCAUCCAAGGAGGCUAUCGCCGCAGUGGUCUAUAUUCGUAUAUAUGAAUCAACCGGAAAUUCUCACAUUGGGUUUGUACUUGGAAAAUCGCGGUUAGCUCCUACCCACGGACAUACAGUUCCAAGGUUAGAGUUAUGUGCUGCUGUAGUAGCUACAGAACUGGCUGCAUUUGUACAGAAAUAUUUAGACAUACCAUCUCAGUCAACAUAUUUCUACACGGAUAGCCAGGUGGUCUUAGGCUAUAUAAACAAUGAAGCACGUAGGUUUUAUGUGUAUGUGGCAAAUAGAGUUGAUAGAAUCUUAAAGUUGUCGUCACGUAAUCAAUGGAACUUUGUGCCUACUGAAAGAAACCCAGCAGAUCAUGGUACACGUCCAGUGAGUACAAUCAAUAUGAAGGACUGUAAAUGGUUGACAGGAAUAGAAUCUGGGUUGCAGAGAAAUAUUGAAAAUCAACAUGUACAGUUUAAACUAGUAGAGCCUGAAGAAGAUGUAGAAGUUCGCCCAGUUGUAAAAGUGAACAAGAUAGAAGUGAGAAAGGCGAAUCUUGGUGGACAUCGUUUUGAGCGUUUUUCAUCCUGGAAUAGACUGGUUCUAGCAAUUUCAUGUUUGAAAAGAAUUGCAAAUAAAUAUCAUAAAAAUGUACAGACUGAUACAAGAAACAAUGUAGAAUUCAAGAAAGCUGCAGAGAUUAUGAUUCUGAAAGAAGCUCAAAGGGAAUCCUAUUCUAAAGAAAUAGAUUUAUUAAAAACUGACAAAUCAGUUGCUAGAGACAGUAGUUUAGUGAAGCUCUCACCUAUUUUAGACUCCAAUGACUUGUUAAGGGUUGGUGGUAGAAUAAGAAAUGCCAGGUUAGACACAGGGAAGAAAAUUCCUAUAAUAAUACCAGGAAAGCAUCAUAUCGCAAUGCUUCUAGUUAGACACUUUCACCAGUUGAUAUCUCAUCAGGGUCGUCAUCUGACUGAAGGAGCAGUACGUUCAGCUGGAUAUUGGAUUACAAGUGGAAAACGACUUAUUAGUCGUGUAAUUCAUAACUGCGUUAGAUGUCGUAAGUUAAGAAGACCUACUGAACACCAGAAAAUGGCGGAUCUUCCAAUUUGUCGCUUGACUCCAAGUCCUCCUUUCACAUACGUGGGCGUCGAUACUUUUGGGCCUUGGUCUAUAGUUUCCAGACGUACAAGAGGUGGUUUAAGCAAUAGUAACAGAAAUAUUUAG
Messenger RNA from Mercenaria mercenaria, 1806 nucleotides. RefSeq lists its product as uncharacterized. NCBI's taxonomy places the organism in Eukaryota, Metazoa, Mollusca, Bivalvia, Venerida, Veneridae. The record is from RefSeq and is a predicted model, not a curated record. Bases 1 to 1806 code for a protein of 601 amino acids. The transcript is spliced from 2 exons.